AUGCAAACAAACAGCUGUCUGUCUGUUCUGUAUAUUCUGACGCUGUAUGACUGUUACAAUCCUCCGAAUAUACGCUGUAAUCCUCUUAUAAUAGACAAUUUGAGCUUUGGUUACAUCACCAGCCGAUUGUUCCGCCAGGGCUCGGGUAGAACGAUUGUUCUUCUGGUGGAAGUAUCACUUGUCGCCUCGACCUUAAGCGGAAUAUCGGGUUUGCGCGAUUCUUUACGAUACGCGUCUCGGUACGCGGCGCAGCCGCUGUCAUCGUCGCUCUGCGAGUGCCGCUGCGGAUCGCCGUUCGACGGCGAGAACGGCGAGCCCUUGCCCAGGAACCGGUCGGCGGCGUCCAGCGGCGGCAACUUGCCGCCGCCGCCCGGCGACGGGAGCUUGCCGCCGGGCGAGAGCAGCGCCGGCGGCGAGAUGGGUCCGAGGCCGCCGUCGUUGUUGUUAGACAUGGGGUCCGGGUAG
This is a messenger RNA of Phyllotreta striolata, 465 nucleotides long. NCBI's taxonomy places the organism in Eukaryota, Metazoa, Arthropoda, Insecta, Coleoptera, Chrysomelidae. The record is from the annotation of a GenBank genome assembly.